Molecule: messenger RNA, 3932 nt
Organism: Daphnia pulicaria
Lineage: Eukaryota; Metazoa; Arthropoda; Branchiopoda; Diplostraca; Daphniidae
Exons: 2
Coding region: 832-3726 (964 amino acids)
Molecular function (GO): DNA binding; protein dimerization activity
Source: RefSeq, a predicted model, not a curated record
UCGCCAAGUAUACUUGUCUACCCCCCACCCCUCCUCCUGCAACCCGCACCGCACCCGAGCUUAUUGGAUGAUAGCACGGGGCGGGCUGAGUUGCCGACUGAAACCAACCCGUUUCGUCGCAAGGUGGCGGUCCCUCAGACGCCAGCAGUCCCAGUCCGAGUUGUGUUCGGUUUCACACACUUCCCCCCCAUUUCUAUCGAUUAUAAAAUUAGGGAAAACCAAAUUUUUAAAUUUUUUUCACAUUCCCCUCUCACAUUUUAUCUGGAAAGACAUUUGGUUUGAUUGAGUUUUCCUAGUGUUGCCAUCGUUAGGGCACGAGUCUCGACAUAAGUGUGUUUGUUUGUUUGAAACAAACCAAAAAGUUAGGUGUCGGCCAUCUUGUUUUGAAGAAAGAAAAGUGCCACGUGUGCCACCCACAUCGGCGUUCACCUCAGUUCUUCUCGCCUAUUGAUUUCCACGAUUUUGUUUUGUGUGUGCAACUUGUUUCAAUCAAAAAGUGAAAAGAAAGCGAAACGCCAGGAACACACUGCCGAAUUCCUUGAUGCUGUUACUGCACUGCUGGUCGCCUAUUUUGUUGCCAAGCCCAUCGUCUUCCCAAGGCCAUUCAAGGGCUUCCCUUCCCGUGUUGGCCAAGAUCUGUCAAGCCAACACAGCUGCGAUCACCAGUUUUUUAAUCGCCGACUCCGCCCACCUGGCGGGGAAUUUGGAUUGGCGCCAAAUUUUAAAUUCAGGUUGUGCUAAUGAGACGCGGAUGAAGCUGCUCUCAUUCUAAUGAGAUACAGACGUCGAUCGAUAAUCGACCUUCCUUCGUUGUAAAGUGAUUGGAGAACGAUGGAACAAAAUGCUGAGACAGGAGGGGGCGGUCCGACGGCAGGUCCCGGAGAUCCGCAAGUUGGCGCCGCUACGGCCGCCAUGACGUAUGCUAAUUUGGAAACUUUGACUCGACUCAACACGGAAGAUUUGACGUCGAUAUUGUCGAGUACGGGCCAUCACGCUCAUCACCAUCACCGACACGAGGAGGAAGAGGAAGAAGAUGGAGCUCAUUACGCUGACGCUUCGGCUAAUGGUGAUGGAGAAGAACCGGCCGGCUACAUUGUUACAACUGCCACUGAAGCCUAUCAUCAAGGCUCUUAUGUCGUAACGGCUGCUCCGUCGGCUGACGAAACGGCUAAUAAUGACGGCGGAGGUAAUGGUGGACUUGACGAUCAAUCGACGACAGACAACGAAGCGUCGGGUCUUUCGGUUCAUUCCUAUUGCAAACCGAGCAACAGUCAAGAAGCGGUUGAGGGGCGAUCGUCUACUGGAUCGUCGGAUGUCGUCGCUUCGCGUCCUUCGGCAGUUGGAUCCGCAACAGCCGCCGAAUUGCUCGACUUGAAAACUGUUCUCCCAGGGCCGACGACCCGACGAGUUUUGCUCAUUGACGACGGGCACGGAGAUCUGGAAAUGGCCAAAUCGGAUGUCGAAUUUCUACUUCGAGGUGAUGCCGCUGGAAUUGUCCUCCGGGAAGGAAAAAGAAGUGAAGUCUGGGCCCGUUUCGGCAAAGUCACAUUCCAGGGUCGUAAAGUUAAGGGCUACGUUGCCUGCGUAUACUGUCGACAGGUUUACGCUUUUGGUGACGCCCAUUCCACUGGUACGUCGACACUAAAAAAACAUCGAUGUCUCGCCCAGUCAUUGGUGACCACCACUGGUGCUUCUCCGUUGACCCCAACUGGCGGGGUUGGAUCAGAUCGGCUUAUGCCCAGUCCAGCUCCUGGUUCUUCUUCUCAAUCCGAUCAACAGCAAAACGCGUCGUACGUCAAUUUCCCGUCGCCUUCCGUCAUCGUCAGCAUCGCCACGGCCGUUCGCAACUCGUCGGACAACAGCGAACAGAUUCAGUCCAAUUCCUCACCCCAACAAGCCACAAUGACCAACAUUGUGACGAGAUAUUUAGCACCCAGUGAUCGGGACGAAUUGAUUCGCAAUGCCGGCGUCGUCCUUGGUUCAGGACCCAUCAGCGCCGCUUCUUUCCUCCAGUUGUCUAAAGCGCUGGUGGAACUGGGCGCCAAACACGGAGUGGCCCUUGUGGACGAUUUGACUUCCAUUUUUAACUCCCCAGCUUUCGAGACCAUCUUGCCCAGCAUUGCACACGAAUAUCGAAAUCACUUUGCGGAAGAGGCUCGUACCGUAUCGUCCGGAGGCCUCGGUUUGAUAAUCUCUGUCCAUCCUGGAACCACUUCAUCGAGUGGUGCUGGUCGUUUGGUUGGAGUGUCGCUGGGAAUCAGUUACUGCGUCGACAGCAACCAAAACGGGACGGACAUUUCACCUUUCCUGCGACAAGCUCCUUUACGGCACAUUCAGUUGAGUGUGGAUCAAGAGACUUCCACCCGGAUCGGGCAACUUGUUCAAAGGACUUUGAAGGAAGAGAGAUUGGAUCAUUUGCGAAGGGCUGUUGUCUGCAACUCUGCCCAAGUGCUCAGAGAAGCUUUUACUGGCCAGAUGACGGUCCCCUGCGCCCAGAAUCUUAUCGGACGGGCAUUGGCUUUGGCUCAAGAGAGUUGCGCUACGAAUCGUCAAGACUGGAGAAAUUUCCACGAAACAAUCCAACGAAUGGCCAAUACUGUUCAAACAAUGGGAUGGGAAAGUCUGUUGACCAAAGCCAUCCAUCCUGUUGGUGGAGAACAAGGUGAAUCGUCGACUGGAUUGGACUGGAUGGAGUUGGUCAUCAACACUUCUUCUCAAAUCGGCGAAUUGUACAAAUUUUUUCAAGAUCCAUCCGUUACUGGAAUUUGGAACCAACUGGAUCGCCAACUUCUUGGUCAUUUAGCCGCGUUUUAUUCAAAUUUUGCUUCGGUCGUGACCAAACUCAGCACUCAGACGGCCUGCCCCACACUCUGCAAUGUUUUACUGGCCAGGAGUCACGUGGUAUCCCUUUGUACGCCCAAAUCCCAGGUAGAUCCUCCAGCUCUUUCGGCAUUGAAACACGCCCUUCUGGAAGCGCUAAACAAGCACUGGCCACUGGAGUUGGUCCACCGAUUGGCCUGCGUGCUCCAUCCGGCGUUCAAGCACAUGCGUCGGUUGGAUGUUAGCGAUCGCGAGCGGAUGGAAACGUACGCCAUGAUCCGCAACUUGUUGAGACAGACGGAUUCUCAGCCGGUCUCUGAGCACAUUUUACGCAAUUCGAUGGAUACUUCCUUGACGGGCAACAACCGCAAUGGCGAAUUGAAACGGAAGAUGUCGAGUCGGACGGCCAGCAGCGAAACUGUGCCGUGCAACAGUUCCGCUCCCAAGAGACAGAGAUCCUCGAUGCCGACGAACCUUUUGCCGACGUCUACGACGUCUGGUGCCACAUCGUCGACGACGCCUUUGAUCUCGAGCAGCGACAUUGCCUUUGAUUUUAGCGAAUUGGCCGAUUUUAGUUUACAUUGCGAAGGCGGGAACGGCAACAGCAACGGAUUGACUUUGGUGCCGGAUCAGCGCGACGAGUUGGAUCUUUACCUGGAGGAGAAAGUGAUCCAACAAGAUUUGAUCGAGUUGACGAAUGUUCUGGUUUAUUGGAAACAUCGCCAGUCCGUUUUUCCCGGCCUGUCGCAGCUGGCCUUUUGGCUGCUGGCCCUCCCUUCGUCCGCCUCUUUCUCCCCUUCCGUUUCUUCCAGUGUUGUCACCUCGUGCAAAUCCGACGCCGUCCUCCACCGCCAGCUCUUUCAAGUCGUUGCUCAGAGUAGCUCCUCUCCAACCCAUGUUGAAUAAUAAUUAAUAAUAAUAAAUUUUUUGGCGGAUUUUCAAAAUUUUUGCGGGCGUUCCAUUUUUCUUUCGUUUUAUUUUCCUCCUUCCCCCCCCCCCCCCCCACUUUUAAACAUUUCGCGUCUCAUAAAUUAUUCAGCACACAAUUUUGAAAUGGUGAAACCAUUUAUCUCUUCGUUGGCCAGUGUGAUUGUUGACCGUGUGUCUUGAUU